AUGAGUCUUGAGGAAAGUCAAGUAGUCCGAGAGGAAAAUCAAGUAGUCCGAGAGGAAAGUCAAGUAGUCUAAGAGGAACGUCAAGUAGUCCAAGAGGAAAGUCAAGUAGUCCAAGAGGAAAGUCAAGUAGUUCAAGAGGAAAGUCAAGUAGACCAAGAGGAAAGUCAAGUAGUCCGAGAGGAAAUCCAAGAGGAAAGUCAAGUAGUCCAAGAGGAAAGUCAAGUAGACCAAGAGGAAAGUCAAGUAGUCCAAGAGGAAAGUCAAGUAGUCCAAGAGGAAAGUCAAGUAGACCAAGAGGAAAGUCAAGUAGUCCAAGAGGAAAGUCAAGUAGUCCAAGAGGAAAGUCAAGUAGUCCAAGAGGAAAAUCAAGUAGUCCAAGAGGAAAGUCAAGUAGUCCAAGAGGAAAGUCAAGUAGUCCAAGAGGAAAGUCAAGUAGUCCAAGAGGAAAGUCAAGUAGUCCAAGAGGAAAGUCAAGUAGUCCAAGAGGAAAAUAAAAUAGUCCAAGAGGAAAAUAAAAUAGUCCAAGAGGAAAAUAAAUUAGUCCAAGAAAAAAGUCAAGUAGUCCAAGAGGAAAGUAAAAUAGUCCAAGAGGAAAGUCAAGUAGUCCAAGAGGAAAAUAAAGUAGUCCAAGAGGAAAAUAAAGUAGUCCAAGAGGAAAGUCAAGUAGUCCAAGAGGAAAAUAAAGUAGUCCAAGAGGAAAGUAAAAUAGUCCAAGAGGAAAAUAAAGUAGUCCAAGAGGAAAAUAAAGUAGUCCAAGAGGAAAAUAAAGUAGUCCAAGAGGAAAGUCACUUACACGAAAGUGAGAAUGGGGAAAAAGCGCGCCAAACUAUUCAUGCUAGCUUGGCCAUGAUAGCUAGCUCGUUAGCAGACUGCUAGCAGGUGACACUUUCCCCGCAUCCU
This is a messenger RNA of Nerophis lumbriciformis (worm pipefish), 900 nucleotides long. Lineage: Eukaryota; Metazoa; Chordata; Actinopteri; Syngnathiformes; Syngnathidae. The record is from RefSeq and is a predicted model, not a curated record.